This is a messenger RNA of Chilo suppressalis (striped riceborer), 3255 nucleotides long. The record is from the annotation of a GenBank genome assembly. NCBI's taxonomy places the organism in Eukaryota, Metazoa, Arthropoda, Insecta, Lepidoptera, Crambidae.
AUGUCUUUUAGGAAUUAUUACGAUACAUCUUCUUAUGGACGGACUCGGGAUAAAGGGAGAACGUUGACAAGUAGCGUUACAGUGGACCGGCCGACUACCGUAACUGCUAAGUACCUCAAUACCACGCCGUCAUAUAAAUCGUCCAGCAUCCCAGUACUUUCUGAUAGAUCUGAACGAUCCUCGACCAAGGAUGAAUCACCCAUAUCAGCGAUUGCUAGCCGGUAUGCCAAUUAUGGAAAAACAGACAAAACUACGCCAAAAUACGAAAAGAAAGAUUAUACGAAGCUUUCUGUACCUUCUUCGGUUACUGGUAAAAGUAGAGACGUCAGCCCUAUAUCGACAACUUCGAAAUAUAGCUAUAAUCGACCCUCGAGACACUUGAGUCCAGAGAGGAAAAUCACGAAGAGUUUUAAAGAAAAAGUCCGAGAUCCCAGUCCUGGGGAUCGCGACAGAGACAUUCCAAGCAAGACUGACAAGUCUUCAGGCUAUAACAGCCUGUCGAGCUAUAAAUUAUACCCUCGAAGUUCAAGUUAUACACGACCUACAUCUAGGCCGGAAGUAAAAUCUGAAGUCACUGUCAAUAGAUAUGCGAUUGCGAACCGAUUGUCGUCAAAUUAUCAAAGAAGCCCACCUACCGUAAAGGGAACGUCAGUUUCACCUGUAAAUAAUAGAGAGACCAUUAUAAAGAAUGAGGUUGAAAAACCUUUGCCACCGGCAAUUGCUCCUGAUAACACGGCGAAUAUGCAUAAAGAAGUAAUUACUCAAAAUGAGAAAAGUUUUCAUGAAGAGGUUGAUGAAACCGAAACUGUUACAGUUAUUACUAGACAUACGUCUCCUACCCCACCUGGCUCAUCAGCAUAUGUAAGAAAUAGAAGGGCAGACAUGGCGAAAACUUUAGAAAAAACUUUAACCCGGUCCAAAAAGAAACCUGAAAUGAUUGACAAAGAAAUACAAUCUGAUCGUAUUGACGAUACAAGCCGCUCUAGUAGAUAUGGAAGCACUUCUAGAGCUAGUGCCACUAAUUGGUCUUAUUACUCGCCAAAUAGUUAUACUGGAUAUGCCGGUCGAUAUUCCACACAAUAUUCAAACCUAAGAGAAAAUUCAACUGGUAAUUCGUGUAGCGAUAGAACAAGUCGAAGUCAUAGCACAGAAACUCCAUCGAGAGAAAACAAUAGCGUAAGUCCUUACUCUGAAAAUAGUAAUAAUAGCAAUAAAAAUAAAAUCACAGUUAAUAAUAUACAAGAGACAAAUCAAGAAAUUGUAGCGGUAUACGAACAAAGUAAAGAAGAUGAUAUACCAGAAAUUAUUAUUAACGUUAACCUUAAGCUAAAGAGGGCUAAAAGUCCAGCAUCAACAAUAGGAGCAGCUGAAUUAGUAUCCCCCGAAUUGACAAUUACUAAUAGCCAAUUACCUCCUCAAGCACCUAAAUCAGAUGCACUUAUAAAACCAAAGAAAACUAAAAUAAGAAAAACAAGUACAGAUUCAUCUUCUGACUCUUCUUCCAAAAAGAAAGUAGUAAAGAAGAGAAGCAAAUCAGUAAGUUCAACAGAUUCAGAUCAAGUCAGUGAAGGAAACAGCACGAAUAAAGAUUCGGUUUCUGUGUCUUCAAAAAGUAUUAAAAAAACAUCAUCAAGCAGUAAUUUACAAAAUGGUGUAGCAAAAUUGAAACAUUCCAAAUCAAGAGAAAGCAAUAGCCCUGAAUCAAGCAUUACUUUAUCAACCCAAUCUUCCAUAAGCGAAGAUGAAGCUGUGUCGCGCUCAAAAUUAAAUGACAUUUCCAGAACUUCCGCUGAUGAUAAUUCACUACCGACUGAUAAAUCUGCUAAACAGUCAUCACCUUUAAUGACUCAAAAAAAUGAUAGUGGUGCUGAAGAAGCGAAAUCAUUUUUAAUAAGAGCAUUGGCGCCAGUCACAAACCUUUUCAAAAUAAGACAUCAAGAAUCGAGUGACAACAGUAGGUGGCCUGAUAAUUCGACUUCGGAAUCCACAGGAAAAGAUGUAUCUAAUCUUAUUACAGAAAGUGACAGAUCAAGUAAAAGCAAAAAUAUGGUAGCCACAAAUGACGAUAAUGUUGUUAAGCUGAAAAGCAUCAGGCACAUCGAAUCUGGCGAAAGAGCUUGGUGGUUAGAUUCAGAAUCUGACAAAAAAUUGUCUGAAAACCACCAUUCUGGCUCAGAUAAAAAUAUACCAAACGUGAUUCGGCAUGUAGAAUCCGGAGAGAAAGCAUGGUGGCAAGAGUCAAAUGGAGAUAUCAACGUAGAUGCACAAACAAAUCACGUUAAUAAUAUCGAACAUUCCGACUCUAACAAACAGUUAAAGAAAAGCAAAUUUGUUGAUGAUGAAAAGCCUUGGUGGUUGGACAGUAGUGCAAAUAUACCAGAAGGUAUAGAGAGAUUAACACCACCUCGAAAAUUAUCUAGUGACAGUGAAAAAAGUGAAAAGUAUAACUUUUUCAAGGUUCGUCAUGUACCUGCAGAGGAACAAAAGGACUGGUGGCUUACAAGUAAUGAAAACUCAUUGCAUAGCAAUAAGCCUGAAUCGCAAAAUAAUUUGACUAAAUCAGGAUCAGAUCAAAAGAGCUUUCCGUUAAAGAGAAUUCGACACGUUGAAUCAGGAGAAAGGCCCUGGUGGCUGUCUAGUGACAAAAACAUUCCAGAAGGUAUAGAAAAAUUACCAACUCCUCCUCCCCAAGACGACAGCGAUUCUUCUGACUCAGAAGAAGUUCAAGUAUAUGUGCCUCCAUCCCAUAUUCCACCAUUUCCUUUACACUUACCAGACGAUGAACCAUUGGGUGAUAGAAGAAGCCCUGAAGGUCUUGAAACGCCGAGAGAGAAUGAAGAUUAUGAAGGUCGUACCUCACCAUAUGAAAAUAAUCGUCAUUUCAGGAGAAGAAGUCUGUAUACAAAGGGAAUGGAUAGAUAUAUAUCGCGCUACACUGAUAUUGAUGACAUUUUAGGGACAUCUGGACAAAUAUAUAGUCCUUUUAUGCAUUCUAUUCUGGCACGAAGGACUGGUCAAAUGACCUAUGACGACGAUGAAUGUGAAGAAAUAGAUGCCACCCAAGUGAGAAUCCAUGACAGCACUGCACAGCGACCGGUUAUCAAGAAACUUCGGGGCAGAAAUGAAGUCGCUAGAUACCGUGAUGAAGAUCAACUGUGUGGGCAAAAACUGGCCGACCACGUCAGGUUAUUAAGAGAAAAAGAAGCAAGCGUGAGACCGUGUUACUUGCACGAGAAUUCUACAUACAAGGCUUGA